AUGUCUGUUAGAAUACAAUUAUAUACAAACAUUUCCUCUAGAUGUUGUAUCUUUGUAGUAAUACCAACCCUAUCAUCCAGCUUUUGUUGUAACUCUGCUGCUACCUAUAUCAAUUAUCAGAAUAACAAUAAGCAUGCUAUAGAUAGUGACGAUAUUGUUUUAUGUGCUAUCCAUUCAACUACGACGUUGUUUGAUUUGUCUUUUAAUAACUUACAAUAA
Molecule: messenger RNA, 219 nt
Organism: Heterostelium album PN500
Lineage: Eukaryota; Evosea; Eumycetozoa; Acytosteliales; Acytosteliaceae
Exons: 4
Coding region: 1-219 (72 amino acids)
Source: RefSeq, a predicted model, not a curated record